This is a messenger RNA of Opisthorchis viverrini, 900 nucleotides long. RefSeq lists its product as hypothetical. The record is from RefSeq and is a predicted model, not a curated record. The transcript has 5 exons. NCBI's taxonomy places the organism in Eukaryota, Metazoa, Platyhelminthes, Trematoda, Opisthorchiida, Opisthorchiidae. The coding region runs from base 1 to 900 and encodes 299 amino acids.
AUGCAUAGCUACCCAAAUUUCCGAAUACAUAGAAAAUGCCUUCGCCUCCAAGGCUUGGUUGUAUAUCUCACUUUCCCGUUUCGGUGGCAGGAAACAGUAGCGCCUCAACCGGGUGAUGAUGAUGAUGAUUAUGAUCGUUCACCUGUAGCACCGUUUCGGUGCCUAGCUGCCAUGCCACACGAAGGAGGCACGAGGGCUGGGAUACUGCCAGGUUGCCCAAGCCUAGACAGGGGAAGUCGAGAGGCAGAGGUCAGGUUCGAACCACGGACCUUCCGCCGAAGUCGUCUGGCCACUUGGUGUCCUCCAACAACAGGCCGGCCACAAACUCAAAUCGACCACAUCGCCAUCAGUUACCGAUGGCGCGGAUCCAUAACUGACUGCCGGUCGUUUUGGAACACAUUUGUGGGAUCUGACCACGCGCUCGUCCGGAGUCGCUUCACCCUACGUUUCCCGGGACCGCGUCAGGUUCGGACAAAUCGCAUGGCAACUGAAAGACUGGCAGAUCCGGAUGUCAGACGAACUUACAAGAAUCGUCUUCUAGAGUCUCUUCCAAAUGCUCCACCAUCAGAUGAUGGGGACCGCGUGAUCCUCACUGUGCCUGGUUGGAGACACUACAAUAUAUGGCUGCCAACCGAUGUCAGUGGCGUUCUUGUUGUCAGUUUCUAUCCAGAUUGCCUGAGUGAAUGUGUGGAGGUGCUUUCAAAUAAAUCAUGGUUGUACGGCAGUGAAGCAUCGGUGUUGAACACUGAUGUCAUGCUGUCGAUGAUGAUGAUGAAUGUUAAUUGGAGAAUUGACUACAAGAAACAGUUGGGAAAAACGGAACGCGUCACUACUCAGCCGUUUCAAACUUUAUCAAACAUGUUUCAAUCAUUUCACGCAAAUGCAGUUCGCGAAGAGUGA